Xenopus tropicalis (tropical clawed frog) is the source of this 3382-nucleotide messenger RNA. It is a transcript of the gene smap1, whose product is annotated as small ArfGAP 1. Gene Ontology annotation, molecular function: GTPase activator activity; metal ion binding. Gene Ontology annotation, cellular component: cytoplasm. NCBI's taxonomy places the organism in Eukaryota, Metazoa, Chordata, Amphibia, Anura, Pipidae. The record is from RefSeq and is marked provisional.
CAGGAGGGAGAGCAGAACCCUGACUGAAUAAUUCUAGCGAUACAGAAAUAGCGCUGAAGCCGGUGUUUUGCCCUUGAGUGGACGUAUACCAACCCUCUUAUGUUGUUCAUUGAGCUCCGAAGUGCAGGCACAGCACGCAUACCGGGGGCUUCUAUACCCAUCCCUAUCUAGUGUAUAGUCCUGUUUCUCUGUGUUAUAUCUAUUCUGCCUGAGGAGGCCCGACUUUGGGGUGAUUUUGGUGCAGGUAGCGUCCUACAAGCCGGUUUUUGGUGUAUAUAUAUAUAUAUACCCUGUGUGUCUAGACGUACACGAAGAAUUAGAUUCGACUCCCAUAUCACUCGAGUCCUUAAGAUAGGUGUGGGUGCACAGUAAAGUGCUUGCUCAGUAGUAGAUAUGACCACCCGUUCAGAGAGGGAAAAGGCUCAGAAGCAGAAUGAGCAGCACCAAGCCAUCUUGUCCAGGAUGCUUCGAGAGGAGGACAACAAGUACUGUGCUGACUGUGAGGCUAAAGGUCCUAGGUGGGCUUCCUGGAACCUAGGGGUUUUUAUUUGCAUUCGUUGUGCUGGAAUUCAUAGAAACCUUGGAGUUCAUAUAUCCAGAGUGAAAUCGGUUAAUUUGGAUCAAUGGACUCCAGAACAAAUGCAGUGUAUGCAGGAUAUGGGAAAUACAAAGGCAAGACAAAUGUAUGAAGCUAAUUUACCAGAAAACUUCAGAAGACCUCAAACUGAUCAAUCUGUGGAAUUCUUUAUCAGGGAUAAAUAUGAAAGGAAGAAAUAUUAUGACAAAAAUGCAACUGUCCCUGGAAUUACGUCGUCCUCUGAUGCUGUGCAGCCCUCGGCAUCCUCUCCUUCUCUGCAAUCUGCUGCUGAGAAAAGCAAAUUGGAGAAAGAAAAGGACAGGAAAAAGGAGGAAAGGAAAAAGGAGAGAGAACCCGAAAAGUCUCUUAAACCUGUAGGAGCUGAUAAGGUACUGAAAAAAGAACUGCCAUUAGAGGUUAAAGCCAGCCCAAAGAAGUCUCCUGAACUGACCGUUGAUCUGUUGGGGCUUGAUGCUCCAGCUGAAACAUCUGUUUCAAAUGGAAAUACAUCUACUAUAGCAGGAGUAAAUGAUGACUUAGAUAUAUUUGGUCCAAUGGUCUCUAACCCCAUUCCUGUUUCAGCUGCUCCUCCGACACAGGAUACUUCUACCAACCCUGCAAGUACGAGUAUAUCAUCAUCAUCUGGGGACCUGGAUUUGUUUACAGAUCAGACAACAAAAUCUGAAGAGACACAAAAAAAACCAUUGUCUAAAGACUCCAUCUUGUCUCUUUAUGGCACAACAAAUAUGCAGCAACAAAACACUACAGGGAUGUUCAUGGGGCCUUCACCUAUGCCAUACUCGGCACAGCCAACAGCCAGUUUCCAAGGCUUUCCCUCCAUGGGGGUUCCUAUUGCUGCUGGUGGUAUAAUGGGAAAUAUGAUGGGGCCAUCUGUACCAGGCAUGGGACAGAGUGCUGGGAUGAUGGUAGGAAUGGGUAUGCCUAAUGGCUUUGUGGCAAAUGCCUCAGCUGGUGUUAUGGGACUUCCACCAUCCAUGAUUGGACCUCAAGCCGGAAUGGUGGGAAAUAUGGCCACCCCUCAAAAUAAAUUUGGCAUGCCUCAAAAUCAACCAUCUCCUUGGAAUCUUUCUCAGAUGAAUCAGCAAAUGAGUGGACUUAAUCUAAACGGAGCAAGCAAUAUGAUGGCUUUUGGUCAACCAGCUAACACUGUAGGAGGAGGAUGGGCUGGCAGUGCCACUGGUCAGACUCUAAGCACACAACUGUGGAAAUGAAAGUAACUACUGAGACUUCAUGGACAUUUAUCCAACAUUCCUGGCUUUGAUGCACCCAAGUCUUUGUUUUACCCAUGUAUAUAUCAAUCUGCUUUCUCUUCCAGAUGGUGAUGAAAAAAAACCUUUUCAGCAGACCUCUUUAGUUUGUGUUGAUUGAAUCUGAUUGUGGUGAAAAGCAGUUCUAGGAUACAUUUACAUAUCACUGGAAACAUAUUCUGUUGAUGAUUUUACAUCUACUAUCUAAGGAAGCUGCUCGACCUACAUAUCUGAUUAGUAUUGAUCAAAACUACUUUUAUUAUUACAUAUAAGGGACUGAAAUAUCAUGUCACAAGUAUCUUAGUCAAAAAAAUUAUUUACUCUUCCUCACCUUUAGCUACAAUUUAUAUUGUAGCAAGAUUUUAUUUUAAUUCUGAGUGUAAAUGUAUCAUUGAACAACAUACUCUUGUGUACCUCGUUUAGUUGUUCAUUUACAAAUAACUGUGAUGUUGUUAUGGUGUGCUACGCUAAGCACCACAAUUCAGGAAGGAAUAUAAGCCUGGAUGCUACGAUAUUCUAUUUUCAUACAUCUAAUUGGCCAGUCAAAUUGAUCCUAAAAGGAUUUAUUGAUAUAAUUGUGUACAUAGUAUCCUAGUAAGGAAUUGUAAUAUCCCUGAUGGGCUAAGUGUUUUUCUUCCUAUAAUGUACAUCCAAGUUUAUAGCCUUCGUUGUGUUUACAUUUUAAGGUGCCUAGUAUUAAUGAGAUUACCCCUGUAUUAAAUCAGAAAAAUCACAGAAUGUUUGUAUUUUAUGUAGCCUUAGUGGCUCUGGUUUAUUACCUAUUUCUGACAAGGAAAAUAGUUACAAUGUAUGCUGUACUUUUGUGAGUGUAAUGUUCUGCAAUAUUAGCUUAUGGAACCUGUACUCAGUAAGUAGAGCCUUCAGGUAAACAAACAAAAACAUCAAGUAAAUAACACUGUUCUCCUGAAGGAAACUUUGCGGGGGGGGGGGGGGGGGAGGGCAAGGAUCGAUGUGGCACAUGCAUACAGCGUCCCGAGAAACCAUGGCGUUGGUAAAUGAAAAAAAAGUUAAAAGUUCCAUAUUGGGUUCUUCCAUACAUUUGAAGCUUUCAUUAAUGUUCAGCCAAUGAUCACAGGGUUAAGAACACAAUUGCUGGUUUUCUGUCCAUUUCAAAAGUUUUGGGCAUCCUUACACGAAUUGGCAUUGAUCAUACCUCAAUUUUAAUUGUAUCUUGGGGAUGUUUGGGCUCAUUGGCCAAAUUAACCUUCUCUGUUCUGGUGUGCCACACAAGGACCUGCAACAUAAUUGUACAACUGUUAUUUAUUUUUAAGAUUUUGCAUAGUAUAACAUCAUUAUUGUAUAUUGUUAUUGGUGCUGCCCACUGCAAAGUCAUUUUAACAAUUACUUAAAAAUGUACUCUAUUGUAAAAAGGGGUAAGUCACAGGUAAUUCAAUGUUCAAAUGUCGCAUUUGGAACCAGUUCUUUUUCCCAUUACUCCUGUAUGGCACAAUAUGCAGCAACAAAUUAUUUUACUAAUCUGAUGCCCUCUUAAGAAACAUGAUAAAAAAAAAAAAAA